Molecule: messenger RNA, 2050 nt
Organism: Brassica oleracea var. oleracea
Lineage: Eukaryota; Viridiplantae; Streptophyta; Magnoliopsida; Brassicales; Brassicaceae
Exons: 10
Coding region: 1-1932 (643 amino acids)
Source: RefSeq, a predicted model, not a curated record
AUGAUAAAGGGUUGUGAGCUUGAAGUGUGUUCUAAAAAGGAAGGGCUUGAAGUCGCUUGGUUCCGAGCUGUCUUAGAGGAGAACCCUACCAAAAAUCAACAGAACAAACUCCGUGUCCGCUACACGACUCGUCUAAACAACGACGGUUCCUCUCCCCUCACAGAAACUGUCGAGCAGAGAUCCAUCCGGUCGAUACCACCAAAGGAUCUUCAAAACAGCGUCGUUUUGGAGGAAGGUACGGUGGUCGACGUGAAUCAUAAACAUGGGUGGUUGGUUGGUUUUAUCGUAAAGGAAAAAUCAGAGGGUGACAAGUUUUUGAUUUACUUGGAUUCACCACCGGACAUAUUCGAGUUUAAAAGAAACCAGUUGCGUGCUCAUCUUGACUGGACCGGUUCGAAAUGGAUCGUACCAGAAACCAAGGAACCGAAUAAGUCCAUGUUUCACCCCGGAGCAAUGGUGGAAGUCAGUUAUGUCGUCAGGGAUAAAAUGGAAUUUGCAUGGCUCCCAGCGUUGACGGUUUCAGUGGUUGAAGACGACGAUAAGAACAAAUUCCUUGUCAAGUACUUGAGUCAGAAGUUCAGCACCAGUGUUGAUGAGCCAAUACAAAUACCGGUUGUUGAUGCACACCGUGUUAGACCCGCACCACCGCCUGCUUCUUCAACCGAAGAAUAUACUAUAGAGUUUACAAAAGAGGAACGUGAGUUUAAGCACUCGGAACUUCGACCCUUGAUGGUGUGGGAACAUGGGGUUUGGCGUAAAGGACCAAAGCAAAUGGCCUUAAAGGAGAAUACAAUUGGCACUUGUUCUGGUGCUAAGCCACUCACUAAAGCUAAUAAUGUGGCUGCCACUGGAGAAUCGAGUAAGAAGAAGGCUCAUGCUGUUAUGAAUGACAAAACUCCUCAGGGCACAACCCCACCAGUAAUAUCAACUGGAGAGUCUGUUUCACUUGUAACCCCAUCCCCAAUCAUAACUACAACAUCACUGAUACAAACUAGAACUGGAGGAAAAAAAUCCUCUGAAAAUCCUCUUAAUAAAACUAGGAUUCAGAUUGGCUUGACAAAUGAUUCCACUCGAAGGAAGAUGCCUAAGGAGAAGAAUAGCGAAGCUACUAGUAGCAAAAGGCAAAGAGAACAAGGACAACUUAUAAAAGAAACUCCAAAGAAACCAAUAAGGCGCUCUUCUUUUGGUGCUAAGCCCAUGAAUCCACAUGACAAUGGCCAGACACUCACUCGAGCUGCCAACGGAGGAUUGAAAAAGAAGAGGGCUAAUUCUAUGGUGAACGAUAAAGCUCCUCGGGUCAUAACAUCGAUAGCUGGGACUAGCAAUGGUUCAAAUGUUGUACAGCCUCUCUCUGCUUGGAUAAUGGGUUUGCCUUUUGCAAAGACGUUACCAUUUUGGAAGACGUAUGAAUCAGCCGGUUUCGAAUAUUUUCCACAACGACCUCACUUCAUCCCAUUGCUUAAAGAUAAAGAGGAUCUCCGUGAGUUGUCGGCGGUUGGUAUGAUAGUCACCUUUUACGGGUUACUAGACGAAGUAAAAGCUCUGAAGCUGGAUGAUCCCAUGAGCAAGCUCAAGGAUCUCAGUGUGAAAUUUGCCACACUAGAAAAUCAUGGUUUCAACAUUAAAUCUCCUCAAGGUAUAAUCAACAAAUUGUUGUCUCUUAAAGAUGUGCGAGCUAAGAAAGUUGAGAAACAACAACGUUUUGAGAACAACAUUGAAAAGGAAGAAAUAGAAAGUCGCAAGUUGCAAUAUAAGAGGGCUGGGCUGAAACGCAAGAUUUGUGAGCUGCAGACACAAUCUGAAGUUGCGAAAGUGAAGAUGGAAGCCGCUGGGGAAAAGAUAGCAGCUAUGAAGUCACAUACGGAAAAGAUUGGUCGAGAAAUUGAAAAUGUGGGGCUUGAGUUUCAAAAAGUUGUAUCGGCUUCAUGGUAAUAAGUUAAUACUAACAUCUCCUUGCUUUGGUAAAUGAAACCAAAAGACUUGUCUGUGGUUGUUGGAUAUUAUGUUUUUUUUUUGGUAAAAUGUUGGAUAUUAUGUUUGGAUGUUUAAG